AUGUUUAAUUAUCCUUAUGUGACGAUACCUAUAAACACAUUGAUCAGGCACGACCUCCUUUGCUGCAUUCACGCCAUCAGCACUUUGCUGUCCUCUUCAUCCAACACACACCUGACAUCUGCAGCUGAGGGCCAGAAGACAUGACACCGGUUCUACGCUGGCUGUGGGUUAACAGAAACUACUUCAUCAUCUUCAUCACCCCCUUUAUUAUAUUGCCUCUACCGCUGGUCAUCCCAACUCCGGAGGCAAGAUGUGGUUUUGCCAUCAUCCUGAUGGCGCUGUACUGGUGCACAGAGUGCAUGCCGCUGGCCGUCACUGCCCUGCUGCCGGUCAUCCUAUUCCCAAUGAUGGGCAUCAUGGAGUCUGGAAAGGUGUGUGUUGAGUACCUAAAGGACACCAACAUGCUGUUUAUUGGUGGUCUGCUGGUGGCUAUAGCUGUUGAACACUGGAAUCUCCAUAAGCGCAUCGCUCUCAGUGUCCUCCUAAUAGUUGGAGUUCGGCCUGCUUUGCUGAUGAUGGGGUUCAUGAUCGUAACAGCAUUCCUCUCCAUGUGGAUCAGCAACACGGCCACCACAGCCAUGAUGCUGCCCAUUUCUCAAGCUGUUCUUGAACAGCUCAGCGCCACAGAGGCAGACUCUGACGAGAAAGAGCUGAGGGAAGGCCGAGAUAACCAUGCGUUUGAGUUGGCCGAGGUCAACAUCAAACAAGCUUUAGACAAUGUCACUGGAGACAAACCCAACAACAACCCAGACAUGGAGGCAGGAAUCAAUGCACUCUCUGAACGCAGGAGGAGAGAACGGGAAGCAAAGUACCUUUGUCUCUUUAAAGGAAUGAGUCUAUCUGUGUGUUACUCUGCCAGCAUUGGAGGAACAGCCACCCUAACAGGCACCACACCAAAUCUUAUUCUCAAGGGCCAGAUGGAUGACAUUUUUCCAGAGAACAAUGACGUUAUCAACUUUGCCAGCUGGUUCGGUUUUGCCUUUCCUAACAUGGUGCUGAUGCUUGCACUCUCUUGGCUUUGGCUGCAGUUCAUGUACAUGGGCUUUAACUUUAAAAAAACUUUUGGCUGCGGUUCAAAAAAUGAGGGUGACAAAGACGCUUACAGAGUGAUGAAGAAUGAAUACAAGAAGCUGGGAACGAUGUCUUUUGCUGAGGGUGCUGUGCUUGUCAUCUUUGUGAUCCUGGUGAUCCUAUGGUUCACACGAGAACCAGGGUUCAUGCCAGGCUGGGCUACUGAGCUCUUUAACAAAAAUGGACAAUACGUCACCGAUGGCACUGUGGCCAUUUUCAUGUCAACCCUGUUCUUCGUCAUUCCAUCUCAGCUAAACUGUUCAUGUUUAGCCAGUGCUAAUGAUGAACGUGAUGAAGAAGCUGAAGAAGUGGAGGAAGGAGAAAAACAGAAGAAUGACAAGAAGAAGAAACUGAAAGGCACUCCUACUCUUCUAAACUGGAAGGUGGUAAAUGAACGUAUGCCCUGGAACAUAGUGCUGCUCCUGGGCGGAGGAUUUGCCUUGGCAAAAGGAAGUGAGGUCUCUGGACUGUCAAAAUGGCUGGGUGAAAGUCUGGCCCCACUGAAGAGCAUCCCACCCUUCGCCAUCUCUCUGAUACUGUGUCUCCUGGUGGGAACAUUCACAGAGUGCUCCAGCAACACAGCCACCACCACACUGUUCUUGCCCAUUCUGGCCUCUAUGGCCACAACCAUCGGGCUCCAUCCUCUCUACGUGAUGCUGCCCUGCACCAUCAGCGCAUCGCUGGCUUUCAUGCUUCCUGUAGCCACUCCACCCAACGCCAUCGCUUUCUCCUAUGGCAACCUCAAAGUCGUGGAUAUGGCAAAGGCAGGCUUCAUUCUCAACAUCAUUGGCAUUCUAUCCAUCAACCUUGGCAUCAACACAUGGGGAACGGCCAUGUUCAAUCUAGGAACCUUUCCCUCAUGGGCCAACGCCACAAAUGUCACAAGCACACCAUGAACAUCUUCACAUAUAAUUCUUUGGUUUUGUGAGAAUGCUGAAGGGAGAGAGAGGGGGAAAAAGAAGCUAAUCCAAAAAAUACCAUCAUCAAAUGGACAAAAGAGUCACAGUAUGCAGAGCAUGUAGCGCCCGUCCCCUCAUCAAUGCCCUCUGGAGCAAAAGCUCAGUUUUUCUCAAACCUUUAGACAGCGUCUUUUCAAGCACUAUGUAAGUGGCUGGUAAGAAUUUACAGCCUCUGUAUCACUUAUUUACAUCUUUAAAGUCACUCAAGUGUGAGGACUUUGUAAAUGUGCGUUGGCAUCCAUGUAGCACUUUUCCUACCCCAGUGCGGGUAAAAGGUUUUCUGGUCUUCCAUUUGUGCUGGUUCACGAAAAUUACAUUAAUUUAUAGGGUCUGGACAAGACUUUUUAUAUUUUAGAUCCCUUUUUGGAUCACAGUCUAUUUAAUACAUGGCUGAAUCAUAAAAUCUGAAUCUGUUAAGUAACACAGUUGAAGAUUUUUAAAUACCCCUACUUUGUAGAAGUAAAUACUUGUAGGUAAAAGUCACAGCAUUUCUCAGAAUUUGUGCCUUUUCUCAAAUAAAAUUAGUUUUGUGAAGUCUUGUGGGAAAUUUCAUUUUACAGCACUUGCAGCAACAUUGUUGGGAACUGAUUUCAAGUAAUCAUUUCAUAAAAUGUCAUUUAUAUUAUUG
Molecule: messenger RNA, 2658 nt
Organism: Sinocyclocheilus anshuiensis
Lineage: Eukaryota; Metazoa; Chordata; Actinopteri; Cypriniformes; Cyprinidae
Product: solute carrier family 13 member 2-like
Exons: 12
Coding region: 141-1967 (608 amino acids)
Biological process (GO): succinate transmembrane transport; cellular response to lithium ion; alpha-ketoglutarate transport
Cellular component (GO): plasma membrane
Molecular function (GO): fumarate transmembrane transporter activity; sodium:dicarboxylate symporter activity; succinate transmembrane transporter activity
Source: RefSeq, a predicted model, not a curated record